GCGACGCUGUCAGGCUCAUCGACUCCUAUGUUCACAUGUGUGCGACCUCUAAAUCUGAGAGUUAAGGGUUUGCAUUUCGGUUUAUAUAUGUGCGACAGAUGACAAUGUUUCUUGUGAGGAGAGCAGCGCAGACUGCGGUGCGGACCAAACACUGCAGGUGGUUUUCUGCGUCUCAGACUCACCUGAACGAGAGAAAGGGUCUGGUGCUGGGAGUGUUUGAGAAGGAGGGACAGGGCGGUGUCCAUCUGACAGAAGCAGCUGCAGGUUUUGACCAAAGCCUGUCAGGGAAACUCUCUGAACUCCUGGAAAUCUCUGGACCGGCUCUCAAGAAAGGCAAAAGCAGAAUAUUUUAUGGAAUCCACAAGGACUUCCCGUGUGUGGCGGUCGUCGGGCUCGGUAAGACCAGCGCAGGAGUCUGUGGGUCAGAGAACUGGGACACCAGCAAGGAGAACAUCAGACAGGCAGUGUCAGCUGGCUGCCGGCUGCUUCAGGACCUGGAGAUGAAGCACGUGGAGGUGGACGGCUGCGGCGAUGCCCAGUCAGCAGCAGAAGGAGCUGCUCUGGGUUUGUUCCAGUAUGACCAGCUGAAAUCCAAGAAGAAGACCAAAGUAACCACACAGCUCCAUGGAAGUGCUGAUUCGACGAGUUGGAAGAAAGGAGUCACGUAUGCAGAAGGUCAAAACCUGGCACGGCUGCUCAUGGAGGCUCCAGCCAAUCACAUCACUCCUACUGCGUUUGCCAACACCAUCGAAGAGAAACUAGCCCCGCACGCUGAACGAGUCACAGUAAAUAAGAGGUCUCAGGCGUGGAUCGAGGAGCAGCAGAUGGGAGCGUUCCUCAGUGUGUCUAGAGGCUCAGAGGAGCCCCCUGUCUUCCUGGAGCUUCAUUACAACGGUUCUCCUGACAGCAAACAGGCCCCGCUGCUCUUAGUGGGCAAGGGCAUCACCUUUGACAGUGGUGGCAUUUCUCUGAAGCCGUCUCCUUCUAUGGACGCGAUGAGAGCAGAUAUGGGAGGAGCUGCCACCGUGUGUGCUUCUAUCGUUACGGCGGCAGCUCUGAAACUGCCGGUCAACAUUAUUGGUCUGGCUCCUCUGUGUGAGAACAUGCCCAGUGGGAAAGCUACUAAACCAGGUGACGUCGUCACGGCCAAAAAUGGAAAAACAAUCCAGGUGGAUAAUACAGACGCAGAGGGCCGACUGGUUCUGGCUGACGCGCUGUGUUACGGACACACCUUCAACCCAAGAGCCAUCGUCAAUGUUGCUACGCUGACGGGUGCGAUGGAUGUCGCUCUCGGCUCAGCAGCAACUGGAGUGUUUACCAACUCCGACUGGCUCUGGGAGCAGCUGCACAAGGCUAGUGUGGUGACAGGUGACAGAGUGUGGCGGAUGCCUCUGUUUGAGCACUACACCAGACAGGUGACUGACAGCCAGCUGGCUGACCUCAACAACAUCGGCAAGUACAGCCGUUCUGGCGGUGCGUGCACAGCAGCUGCAUUCCUGAGAGAGUUUGUCACAGCUCCUCAUUGGGCCCAUCUGGACAUUGCAGGUGUGAUGAGCAACAAAGAUGAAGUUCCCUACCUGAGGAAAGGCAUGUCUGGAAGACCGACGCGUACGCUGGUGGAGUUUGCUGCCGGGUUGGCCCAAAGCGGCUGAGAGAUUAAACACAAAUAUCAGAUCGGACACAAGACAUUCUGACUGUGAGGUUCUUCUCAACAGAGAUCUUUCAACAGCCGCCAAGUAUAGAAAACUGCACAAAUGAGUAGUAUUAUCUACACAGAAAAGCUCUAAAAAUGUCCAUGACUGUGUUUUUAAAACCAAUCUGAUGGCUCUGAUGUUUAAAUACAGCUAAUGCAUCAAUGUAAGAGGUCACAUUUUCUCCACACACAUUGUUGUGAUUUCAGGUGAAUACACCUGAAGCUCUGUAAUGAAUACAUAGCUCAUGUAAAUUUAUAUGUUGUAUAAAAUAAACUCUAAAUUACUUGUGGGA
Messenger RNA from Centropristis striata (black sea bass), 1986 nucleotides. RefSeq names its product leucine aminopeptidase 3 (gene lap3). Gene Ontology annotation, molecular function: manganese ion binding; metalloaminopeptidase activity. Gene Ontology annotation, cellular component: cytoplasm. The coding region runs from base 99 to 1652 and encodes 517 amino acids. The transcript has 13 exons. Gene Ontology annotation, biological process: proteolysis. NCBI's taxonomy places the organism in Eukaryota, Metazoa, Chordata, Actinopteri, Perciformes, Serranidae. The record is from RefSeq and is a predicted model, not a curated record.